AUGGAGUCUCAUACAGCAAUUUUACUCCCGGGAUCUAACAAUCUCACUGAAAGACCAGCCAAGCACACGUCCGUCUAUCUUGGCCUCUCCUUACUCCUCGUUUGCGUUGUCUGGCGUUAUCUUAAAUUCCCUCGGCAUGAUCCUCGAGAGCCACCUAUCGUCAAGCCUUCGAUACCGCUCAUCGGGCAUUUUAUCGGAUUCUAUAAGCAUGGGGUCACCUACUUAGACCGUAUGAGGCAUUGCACUUCAUGGCCUGCGUACACCCUCAGUGUUAUUGGUCACAAGACUUAUAUUGUCACAUCACCGGGUCUUUCUCACGCCGCGCUCAAGUCCAAGUCAUUGUCAAUGGAUCCUUUGAUCGCGAACGUGAGUAGUAUGAUCCUGGGCCUGAGUGAAGAGUCCGGGCACUAUUUUGGCCUCGACCACGCUGGACUUUACAAAGACACCGUGGCAUUGAGAGAGCGCCGAGAGGAAUUCAGUCGCUCACUAGCUCCGGGUCCAGGCGCAAAUCUGCCAGCCCAGAUUUGCUCGAAUGUAGUGGCUGAAGCAGUUAAUGCUUUUGGUAACGACUGGGUAUCGAGAGAUCUGUUUGUAUGGGUUCGGGAUGUCGUUACACUGGGCACUGCCAAUGGCUUAUAUGGACCUAAAAGUCCAAUGGCCGUUGACAAUAGCCUCAUUCAAGAUAUCUGGACAUUCGAUGAGAACCAAUUACGGCUCAGUUGGGGCAUUCUGCCUCGUCUCGUUGCACCCACCGGCGUCCGGACCGUCUCCAGAAUCUCCCAGGGCUUUAGAAACUUCAUCCGCAACGGAAAUAUCGAGUUUGCCAGCGAAGCCAUCAAGUCGGGCAUUGCAAAAGCUCUCGACAUGAAAAUGAGCAUCGAGGAUUGCUGUCGUAUUGAAGUGUUCAAAAUUUCUGUUGCUACGGUGAAUACAGUGCCAACAACUGUUGCCAUGAUACAAAACAUUCUCGCCGACCGAGCUCUGCUGCAGGUACUGCGCAAGCAACUUGCAGCCAUCCUGACUGUGCACGAGAAUCCCGCCGGCCGUAAGGCUGAGCUUGACAUUGGACGUGUUGAGGCGGAAUGCCCGUUGCUCCACGCUUGCUACCAAGAGGCUCUCCGAAUCGGCUCCACGCCAACAUGCAACCGCGUGGUUCUCGAAGACGUCGUGCUGACGGACCCAGAUGCCGGCCGUGAGAUUCUCUUCAAAAAGGGCUGGCGGGUCUGUAUCCCGACAUUCCUUCUGCACAACCGAGCCAGCUUUUGGGGCGGAGACGCUGAGACUUUCGGGCCAGAGAAAUUUCUCCCUGGCGGUGUUGGUACAGACAAUCACGGCAAAGUCAGGACCCAGGGAUUUGUCCCAUAUGGCGGAGGCGCACAUUUAUGUCCCGGUCGCCAUUUAGCCAAGAAGGAGAUUCUCGCCUCAUGCGCACUUGUAAUUAUGGCUCUGGAUUUUAACGCGGAGAAUAGGUUUGCCGCGCAGAACUAUGCAUCUAGUACAGGAGCAAAGAAGCCGAUUAGAUUAGAAAAUGUAUAG
Messenger RNA from Trichoderma citrinoviride, 1536 nucleotides. Its product is annotated as cytochrome P450. Lineage: Eukaryota; Fungi; Ascomycota; Sordariomycetes; Hypocreales; Hypocreaceae. The record is from RefSeq and is a predicted model, not a curated record. The coding region runs from base 1 to 1536 and encodes 511 amino acids. The transcript is spliced from 4 exons. Gene Ontology annotation, molecular function: iron ion binding; heme binding; monooxygenase activity.